AUGGCAGUUGACUGCCAAGAGGAGCCGCACGUUGUUCCUCUGUUUGAGGCUUGCCCGACGUCAUCCCCGAGCAAAAAGACCAGGGUGCUGACGUCACGGCCUGAGCCGCCACCCAUCUACCGUUCGACGAAGCCGCUGACAGAGCCCAAGCAUGACGCGGACAAGCUGUUCUUCCAUCGGACGAGAAAGUACGCUGUCGGCGAUGCCGUGGACGCGUUCAUCAACAUCUGCUGGUGGGAGGUGCACAUCACCGCUCUGAACGGCCAGGAGGCACAGGUGGAAGCCAAGCAGCCUCCUGAGGGUGAAGGCGGUGCUGCCUCCGUCAGCUUCAAGCAUCUGCGGCCGACGUUCAUCUGGAAGAAAGACACGUGGACGCUGCCCCCGACCAAGGAUGGCCUACCUCCGCUGGGAGUCUUCGAAGUUGCGCCCGAAAGAUUUUCACUCCCGACCGGUUUCCUUCCCCGGUCGGCGAAGUCCGACCAACCGGCUGACGAUACUGUCACCGCCACCAGCCUGGCAGCCGAAGACAUCCGGCGAGGUUUCGAGACGCUCCUCGAGAACGUGCCCCGGAGAAGUCACCCGGGCGGAUUCCAGCGCGAGCUCCGAGGGUUAUCCAAGCAGAAGAUCCAGCCGUUCCCGACAAGUCCGCCAGGCAGCGGAAGCGGCGGAGCGCCCGCGCGCACGCGCGCGCUCUCGAAAGGCUCGAGCGGCAAGGAGGGAACAAAACAGAAAGAUCUGGAGCCUGUUAGCGAAGGCUUGGGCUGGGGCGGGAAAGCAAGUCGCGGCCCCAGAGUCCGGAACGGUUCCGCAGAGAGCGGAACAGCGGAAAAGCCGUCGGGUGGGAACGAGAGCGAUCGGCCCAACGUCACACCUGUGCGUCAAAAGCAGCCGAAGAAGCCGCAGAAAUGCAAAGAGGAGCCGGCGGCUGAAAAUCCCGGUCAGUUUCUCCCAGAUCUCCUCGGGGGAUGGGAAAGCGUGUCGGUUGACGUUGCCCGGCGCGCCUUCGAGCAGCUGAACGGGUGGACGCCCGACGAGGCCAUGAUGCGGAGCCGGUGCGUGGACAUACGGGCGUGGUACCGAGCAAAGUUUGAGAAGAUGCUCCAGAGCACGCGCCGCUUCGUGCGGUUCCUGAGGGCAAACAAGCACGAGUUUAAGUCGGAGCGCUGGGACCGGGGCCACGUGUCAGUCGGAGACUGGCCACCGCAGAACGGCAAGGGGCAACUAGAGGCGGACGACAAAAAGAGCGGAGCAGGUACGGUGAGCGCAGCUGCUGCUGACGUAACGAAGCGGAUGUCCGGGGGAAAGGAACCGCAGCCCAAGCAGAGAAUAAAAUGCAGUGAGGGCCGGGGCCGCGCAACAGAAGAGCGGGCGCUCAGCGCGCGCGAUCGCCAGCUUCACUUCCCCCGGUCGGAAACUGGCCCCACGCUGAAACCUUCCCUACAUGGGCCAGCGUUGUGCGAGGGCGUCAAAAAAGCUAAAAGCAAGCGGCGCUUCUCUACCGACCCUCUCCCAGUUCUGGCCCUGCCGUGCCCCCUCCUGGAAUCGCGCCAGCCCGUCGCACAGCCCGCCAUGCUACCCGGUACAGACCGGCUACCAGUUCUCGCCCUACCAUGCCCCCUCCUCGAAUCGCGCGAGACGGUCGCACAGCCUGCGAUGCUGCCCGGUACGGACCAUUCGGUUGCAAAGCAGGCAGAAACGUCGACGUACGAUCCCACGGCUCCUCUCCAGCAUCAUUCUAGAGCCCAAACGAGUCAAGAAGGGUUCUAUGACGAGACUGAAGCCAAGUCGAUAGAGCGGGGCUCUCGAGUACGGAUGGAACCAUCUCUAUCCGGGUUGGGAAUGGGAGAAAAACAAAGAGCGGAAGCGGAAGGUGGAGCAGAACAUGAGGCGGAACCAGAACCUCAAGGUGAAGAGAAAGUGAACUUGCAAGCGAGUGUAAGAGCGGAAGGGGAAGACAAGUUUGGGACUGAAGCGGACGCCAAAGUGGGGGAAGAGGUGAAAACAGGAGUGGAGUUGUCGGCGCCUUCUGAGGGAGCCUCUAUGGAUCCUAGCCUCGGUGAACGGCGGUCUUGCAGUACGGAAAGGUCUCACCAACGGACGAAUGAAAGCGGCGCCGACUUUGUCAGCUGCCUGGAGCCGUCCGAGGCCGAAGACUCGGCGCGCGCGUUGCUUGACACGUGGACGCCGGACGCGCUGGACGAGGCACGUGGGCUGUUCUACAUGGUGAACGGGUGGCUGCCGGACGAGGACGAGCUGGGGGCGGUAGAGACGUCCGAAUGGUUCCGACAGAAGCUGGAGCGACUGGUGAAGGCCGGGGAAAGAUGCUGUCAGAUAGAAGGCGGGGAGGGCGUGCGUUUCGUUGCGUGGGUAGGUGGAGAGGCGGCGCAACUCAAUGAGAAGGGGGGAACAGAGGAAGGCGAUGCUGAAGAACGAUGCCAAGAGCGGGGAGCACGGGAUGCGGCAGAUUUGGGCGACUUUAGAGGUGGGAAAGCCGAGCCUUCUAAGGGGGAAACAACGGAAACGGUUAGGGGGGCAGUCGACGAAGAGCCAAGCGUCCCAUUGACGGCGAUGCAGAAAACCUCCGAAGACCCCUGCGAAGCGAGUAAGAUAGAAGACGAUGCAGAGAAACAGAGAGGAGAGUGUCCAAAUCUGGAUUCAGAGGGCUCCCCAAAAGGCAAAGCGGCGGAUGGGGGCGAGGUUGAAGCCGGCGGUGAGGGCUCUGGUGAGGGCGUUUUCGAGCGAGCCUUCGAGAAUUUUGUAAAUGAGACAAGCGAAGCCUUCUGGACGGGUGAGAGUGAACAAGAGUGGGCGAAUUCGAAUCAGAAGGGCGAGUCGGAUUUAAAAGCUUCCCGAAUGGAGGCGAGCGAGCAGGGUGCGGAAGUUUCUUCGGAAAGCGCAAGGGUGGAGCCUAGUUCUGGGGCUGAAACGCAGGCGGGCUUGAUGUGGACGCAAAAAAGCGCAAGGGGUCUGAGAAGGGGAAAGGAGGUGCCUUCGGAGGCACCGGCGAUCGGGUCUCUGGGCCCUGAGGAUUCUGAAAAUGCGGCGCUCGCAUUGGAAGACGGGCAAAGAAAAGACGCAAAGGAGGAAAAUUUGCAACUAAAGGAUUCCAAAAACGAAGCGGAAGCGCAGAGAGGAGCCGAAGCAGGAAGGGAGCCGGAAGCGGAGCCGAGAGAUCAGGCGGAACGGGGCGCGGAAGCAGAAGAAGAAGCGCUGGACAGCGAAGCGAAAAGGGAAAUAGAAGUUCCUGUGGAGAAGGAGCAGCCUCCGAUUACAGCUAAUAUUCAAAUGGACGGAUUGGAAGCGCUAGAAGUUGCGCGGACUGUGGUGAGGAUGGAAAUGUCAACCGAAAUUGAUGACUUUCCGCUUGCUCUGCGGUUUGGCUUGGGGAAGGCCGGGAAGGUGGCUGUCGCAAAGAGCGGUGUGACCGAAGGUUUAGAGGUUUUAGGUACGGGCAGAGUGUGGGCCGGAGACAGCAGCCCAACGGAUGCGGGUUCAGUCCAAGACGGUGCAGCGCCAGCGGUGUCCGCUCCGGAAGAACUUCCGGCGGAAGAACGGAAGCCCGUCGUUAGUGACUUGGCAGGGCAGAACCUGGAACACGCGCAGAACCGUGACGACUUCCGCAAGCAUCUCCUGCGCAACGUCUGCGCUCUCGCCAACGCAAGCCGGGAGCGGAAGGCGGAAGCGGUGCGGAGGAUGGGUUUCCGCCGGCGGAGUCCGUUUAUCGCGGAAGCCUUCGACGCGCAGAGCGCGGCCGCGGUGAUCGAGGCAGUGGAACGUGCGGGGCUUCCUUGCCUGUCGCGGAAUGCGGCGACGGGCCGUUUUGAGGUGGGGCGGAAUGCUAACGGAACGGCGAGACACAGGAUGCCGGACGGAUGGUACGAAGAAGUGGUACGUGAGGUUGGGUACCGAGGUGCAUCUAGCCAGAAGGCUGCAGCGGAAAACGACGGGUGCUCAACUGGAACCGGACUCACGACGCGGGAGAAAGUGAAGGUCUACAACUUCGUCGGAAAGCUGAUGCAGGAUGUUGUUGUGAUGCUUCAAAGAAUGCAGAAGGCGGAACGCAACGUGGUUGACACGUCCUCUUUGCAAGACGGAGUGGUGCUACUUUCAGCAGAAAACUGCGCGCGCGCGGCCGCGAGAGAUGGUCAAGCGGACGGGCAGCGCGGUGACUACGUCCAAGAAGAGCCUGGCGAGCAGAAACUCGACGCUCCGUACGAGGCGGCUGGCAGAUUGGAUACAAAGCUCGUAAGGGGAGAAGCAAGCUGCACGACGGGGCUGAAGGAAGCUCACGAGCUCCUGCGGAAGUUGGGGGGAGCGGGAAGCUUGGGCCUCGAGAACGCGGCUGCCUCCGUCCUGAGACUGAGAGCCGCGGAAGUAGCAAACGAAGCCCGGAACAUAAAGGAAACGGAAACGGAUGGGGAAGAAACAACUCCGAGGCUUUUUCAGGGAAGAAAGGAGCCUUUGCGCCCGGCAAAAGAGGAAUCCGAGGGAGCCGCUUUUGAGAACGCCAGCGAGGGAGAGAACCGGCAGCUGCAUUUGCGGUUCGAAGACUUACCGCUCGCUGUGUUACUAAACUCAAGCAAGGCCGGGGGGAUGGCAGAGGCGGGUGGCGGAGGAUCUCGUGCAGAUCGGGAAGCGGAGGGGAUCUACCCAGGUACGGUUCUACCUGCGGGCGAGGAUUUGCAAGAAGAGAGGCCAACCGUCAAAGACAUGUGUGCUGGAGCUGAUGACGUGGCGGAGCCGGAGCGUGCGAAGAAGACACGGGUCAGCGGGCGCUUUCUGCGCGCAGUGUGCGCGCUUGCCAACGCGCGCAAAGAAGAGAAGGCGGAAGCCCUGAGAAAGAUGCAGACUCGUCCCGGAAACAGGUUCUCUGAGGGUGGGUUCGACGCGCGGCGCGCCCUCACGCUGCUCGAGGCCGUCGAGCGCGCAGCUCUUCCGUCGCUGACGCGGAACGCGGCGACGGGCCGUUUCGAAGAAGGGCGCACAGCUGACGGAAUCGCUAAAACGAGGCUGCCGGAUGGUUGGCACGACGCAGUAACAUUCGAAGUUGGUUACAAGGCGACUUCUGCUGAGCGGGCGUCUCAAGAUAUCAGGAGUAGUUUGGGUCCCGGUCCCGUAAUGACGCCAAAAGAGAAGAACUAUAUGAGCAACUUCGUUGGGAACCUGGUCCAGCAGGUCAAUAAAGUCCUCGAAAAGUUUGAGCAGGCGGAGGACGCCGCCUCGGAGUGUCUGCAGUCGCUGGGUCUGGAAAGUAGGAAGCCGCUUCUGCUUUUGAACGAGGCCCCGCGUGCGAAAGAGUGUGCGAGCAAAUCCCAGCUCAGAGGCCAGCAUAUCAAUUCAAAGCAGAUCAAGAGAAAGCCAACAGCAGCCAAAACGGGUUUAACUGAGGGGACGGCAACUGAUCUUUCGAGCAAAGAGGGCAAUCCGCGGAAGAGAGCCAAGCACGGCAGCGUCAGCAUAGAUCCUGAUCUUCUGCGCCCCGUUGGAAUCCAAAACCAGCCGUCGAGCAAGGCCAGUUUUGAAGGGGCUGACCCGCGCACUUUGAUACAGGGUGCUCUUCCGAUAGACUCCGCUUUGCGCAGAGGAAUAGAAGUUCAGGGCCCAGGAGCGCAAGUCGAAGCGGCGGCAGCAGCGGUAGAGCCAUCACAGAUUCAGACAUGUUCCGGCAAAUCUAAAGGGAUCAAAGUUCUGGAAAAUACUGGGCCGUGGGCGAGCCUGGGCCUCGCCGGGGAUCCAGCAUUCCCUGAGCAGUCCUCAAUCGGAAGGGGCCCCACGGAAAACGAAAGGUGUGAGAAGCGCGACAAGAAUACGACAUUGCUAAAAUCUGCUUCCGCUCCUGAAGAAAGCGAGCCAGAGCCAAUAGUUCUGAACGAGUUUUUCCCGAAGAAACGUGCAACCGGGGCUAGAGACGUGGCAGAGUCGGCGCGCCGCGCGCCCAUUCAUAAGCGGCCCCCCGGCCGCCUGCUGCAGAUGAUAUGCGCGCUCAGCAACGAGCGCCGGGAGCGGAAGGCCGGAGCGCUGCGCAGAAUGCAGUCUGAGCGCGCGUCGAACCGGGUCGCGCUGGACGCGCGCCGCGCGCUCGCGCUGUUGGAGGCGGUGGAGCGAGCCGCGCAACCAUACCUGGCACAUAACGCGGUGACGGGCCGGCUCGAAGUGAAGGAGAGCGCCAACGGGAGCAAGAGAGUGACGAUGGGCGCAUGGCAUGACGCUGUGGUUCGGGAAGUGGGCUUCAAAGGUUGCUGGGCUCAUUUGGCCCCCAAGGAAGAUGGGCAAAAUACAGAGGCCAGAGAGGAUAGAAAGCUGACAAAGGAGGCGAAGAGAUAUAUGGGCCAAUUCGUUGAGAAGCUAGUACAGGAGGUUCUUCACAUGCUGGAGUGCAUGAGUCAGGAGGAAGUAUCCCUUAUGGGAGCGCUGUCGAUGCUGGGUCUGGAGACCGGAAGCCCGCUCCUCGCAAUACCGAACGAGGCCGCACGCGCAGCCGGGAGCGAUCACAAACCUGCAAAAAGGAAGCCCGAAGAUCAGGCGUUGAAACGAAAGGAGAAGCGCAGCGAAACCCGGUGGGGGGAGGACGUCCAAGAAGGUAGUACACCAGGGGAAUGCGUCGGUGAGGGCCGGCCAAUGAAGAGAGCGAAGCACGAAUCCCUCACCCAAACUCCAGAGUUUCCAUCCCGUUCUGAAACCCAAACUCGUCCAUCGGAACCAGCCUCUUCUGGGCAAUUCGGGAUGCAAGCAGGUCGGCAAGAUAGCGUCCGGUUGAUGAUGAGGCCGGGCGCUUUCGAGAGGAACGGAAACGGAAGCGCGGAGAUUGGCGAGCUGUUCGCGGCCGCCUGUGCGAUCUUGACGAAAGCUGGGAUUCCGGCGGACACCGGCGGAAUGCAGGAUGACGAGCUGACCCGCCUGCGGAGCGCGAUGCGCCCGGUGUUCCGAUCCAGCGUGCGGUGGUUCAACACCGCCCUCGAAGACCUCAGGGAUUACGCCACCGAGCCAAACCCUCCGGCGGGUGGCCCCGCGGCCGCGCCCGCCCGCGACUGGGAGGCCGACUUCGAAGCCGCGCCCGACGUGCUAAAGCUGCUGGGCGUGCUCGCCAACUUCGACCGGUCGUACGCCGCGCUCCUGGGCGCGCGCGCGGUCGCCGUCCAUCGGGCGGUCGCGAGCACCAUGGAGAAGUGGAAUGUGCGCCCCAGAGAAGAGGCGACAGGGGAGGAGCGCCCGGGGAAACGAGCGCGCGCGGAUAAGAAUGCGGGGAAAGAAGAGCGCGCGAACAAAGAAGCGUCCGCGCACAAAAGCGCCCCGGGAAAAUCUCGCCCGGUGGAAAGAGCGCGCGGUCCGGCCAAAGAAGCGGUGGGAGUGCCUCAGGAGACGGGUGGUAUGACCGGGGAGCUGCCGGAGGGUGUCCAGGUUGUUACCUCGGGCGUUGCGGAUUUUUGGCGGCCGUUUGUGCGCUCUGCGCGUGAGAGAGGGUUUGCGGGCGACAAGUCAAGAGAGCCAAGCGGAUCGACGUUCUUCCCCUUCAUGGACCGAGCCUUCCUUUCUGAAAACCUGGAGCCCUCCGCCCUCACGACCGGGGAACGCAGUCCCAAAAUUCGGUGCAACGUCCCAAGGAGCGCCACAAGACAGUUUUUCCGCUUCAACCGGUGCUAA
This is a messenger RNA of Klebsormidium nitens, 7641 nucleotides long. The record is from the annotation of a GenBank genome assembly. NCBI's taxonomy places the organism in Eukaryota, Viridiplantae, Streptophyta, Klebsormidiophyceae, Klebsormidiales, Klebsormidiaceae.